Messenger RNA from Auanema sp. JU1783, 711 nucleotides. NCBI's taxonomy places the organism in Eukaryota, Metazoa, Nematoda, Chromadorea, Rhabditida, Rhabditidae. The record is from the annotation of a GenBank genome assembly.
AUGAACUGGCUCCGGAGUGCUGCUGUGUUCCUUUUGGUGAUCGUUGUCUUAGAGGCUUGCCACAGCCACGUCGUCGUUGGACGCAGUAAAAAACUUGUGCCCUGUAAAAGCAAGAAGAGAGAAGGAAAGAAAUGCUACUACUACUCUAAAGGAGAAUACACACACAAUCAUGAGCACACUCAUGGAUCUCAUGGUUCUCACGAACAUGGGCAUCCUGGUGGAUCUUCCCAAUCUUCUGAUAUUGUCAGCACUGAAGAAGAUAUUUCUCUAGAGUGCCCUAAGUCCGGAUGUGGAUCAGGAUCAGGAUCAGGAGGUUCAGGUGGAUCUGGAGGAUCUGAUGGAGGUUCGAUUGACGUAGACGAGGAAGGAUAUGUCAUAUGCGAGGAAGACGAAGUCAUUGAAGAUAUUAUUGGAACCUGUAGCGCUGGAUGCGGAGCAUACGAACUUCAAGCAACUUUAUGCCCCGUCGGAUCAGACUGCGAUGGAGAAGAUGGACUCCUCUCUAAAGUAGUAACCGAAGAGGUUGAUGGAUGCUUAACUCUCGCUUGCGAAGAUUCAGACUAUAGCCUUGGAGUUCUUGGAAUCAACGGAGAAAUUUCCUUGGAUGCUGUAAGCCUCACUUGUCACAAGGAAAUCUGGUACAGAAAAGUUGAUACUAUCACGGCUAUUCAAUUUGGAGAAGAAGUUAAGCUCGUCUGCUACAAGCUAUAA